This is a messenger RNA of Periconia digitata, 1876 nucleotides long. Lineage: Eukaryota; Fungi; Ascomycota; Dothideomycetes; Pleosporales; Periconiaceae. The record is from the annotation of a GenBank genome assembly.
CAUCUCUCGCCAUGGCCCGUGCCCCGCCUCGCAUUCUCCCUUUCGCCCAGCCCUGCCCUCCUCCUAUUCAUUCUCUUAUCGUCAACACGACACAACGCAUUACAGCCUACGCCCCAACUGCCUACUACGCAAUACUCGGCUCUGUAUCUACUAACUGGGUAAACGCGCGGUGGACCCGGCCAUGAUGAUGACUACGGCAGGCCGCUCGGUGAUCCAUCCGCCCACUCCAACAACGCUUCCUCCUAUCGAGCCUUACUCAGACAAUAAUUUGGAAGCAACAAUAGUCCAUCACCGAAUUUUCUUCACCUGCUCGAGGCUGGCUGGACUAUGAUUCGAGGUCAGCGCCUCAUUGCGCGUCGCAACGACUUUUUGCAGGGACUUUGUUUCGCGAGCGUGGGUCGGGGCAGCCGCCAUGCUUACAGUAGCGUCCGCUUUACCGUCAUCUACACUAACUCUCUACACUUUUUUUUUGGGUUGUUCUGAUUAGGAACCGAUGGAGCCGGCGGAUACGGAUGCAUCCAUCUAAAGCAUACAAGACCACUCAAGCCGCCAUCCUUCCUGUACCGCCGCUUGACCCAUCACUCUCUGUGCAUUCCUCGACACCGAUGGGCACAGUAGCACAUGGACUGCGGCACAGUGGGUGGUGAUCGAAACCGGCUUGCCUCUUUCUUCAUACGUAUCUGCUCCGUCCGGUCUCAGUUCAAUGCGUGCUUCCAAACCCUCAGAGCGGCUGGGUUAAUGAAGAUCAUCUUUCCUCACUGUUUCCUUCCCACCAUUCACGCCGGCUGCUUCUCUCCUUCUACGGCCUUUCUCGUUUUCCCCCGAGGUGCCUCUCCGCGAGUGGUGCGAUAAUAAUAAAUACACCCUUUGAUCAACAGCCGCCGCCUCUGCUGCUAACAUCAUCAUGCCACGCGUCGUACAAGGUACCGGCAACACACAGUCAGUCGGCCAUGGCAUCUUACCAAACACGACGCCAUGUACCGACGAGUACCAACACUCUCGAUACGGACGCCGUACUCAGUCUGCCCACUCCCUCUCUGUCUUGUCUCUCUGACAUUUGCACUUCUCUCCUCCCUGCGCUGUAUCAUCUAAAAUUGUCCUCUGACUCCCCCACUCUCAUCGCCUGCGAAACACUUCAUCAUGCAACUGCGAGACACCACUGUCCGAUCCGAUCCAGUCUCCCUCGCUCCCGUUUGCUUGGCCUGCGUGCUUGUUCCUGUUCAUGGCUGAAACAAAGCAAAGCCUUGGUCCGUUUCCGGGUUAGCUGUCACCAUCAUUUUGCCGCAUUGCAUACCGCGAGAGCACGUUGUGAUAAAAAUAGUCCAUUCCAACAUUCGAUACGGUUUUAUGGCUGUCCAAGUACGGGAUGGAGCUGAGCCGCCAGGCGCAUCUGUCAGCAGUCUACCGACAGCCUCAGCACAUUGCCAUCGCCAUCGCCUCUAUUCACCAUAACAUGACUCUAUGCCAACCAUCGUCUGGCUCGUUUUCAUAUUGUACAUAUGAACUUGCCAUGGCGGUCUUUGCAUUUGUAUGACGUUUAUCUCUACGCUGCAUAUGUCGCAGCUAGAUUGCAAGACGUGCUAUUGUGCAUACCCUUGCCGCCACCCUUCCUUCGAUUGCAUCCAGAAGCUUUGCUUGUUGUUCUACGCCGCCCCAGACCAGAUCCCUCGGGAAAACCCAACAAGGACACGGAUCCUGCCAUCCCUUACUACAUCAAUCCAUUGUUGUUAUCCCGCGAAAAAUACAACCUGCGGGUGCUGAUAUUUUGUGAACAACAACAACUUGUCCCAUUCCCCGUACCUCGAAAGCUCACACGUCAUGAAAGCGCCUUUUCGCAAUCUAUCCCGUCCCCUGCGAUACCUAUGCGGUACACGCU